AUGUCAUUGAUCCGUUCAGCAAGCGGCCCAGCAGGUGGUUUAAGCAUCAACACUGGUGCUGCUAACGCCUUCGGAACCGCCGCUUCUAAGCCCUCCGCUGCUGGUAGUCUCUUCGGUUCUUCUACCACCUCUACGCCCACCGCCAACACAACAACAGCGCCAGGCGCAACUGGAACCAUGUCUCUCUUUGGCAACGCUGCGCAAAAGCCUGCAACAGGCGGUCUAUUUGGACAGUCGACGACAGCGACCACAACUACGCCCGCAGCUGGCGGUGGUCUCUUUGGCGCUGCCGGCGCAACAAACACUCAACAGACGCAGGGCACAGGCACUGGGCUCUUUGGCAACACUGCCACCAACAACACCCAACAACAAGGAACCACUGCGCAACCUACAACAACUGGCACCAGCCUCUUCGGCCAAUCUGCCCAAAAUCAAACUCAGCAGCCUCAACAAACAGGCACAGGUCUGUUCGGCCAAUCCACAGCAACAAAUACACAAAGCAACACAGGAGGGCUUUUCGGCCAAUCUCAGGCGAAGCCCGCUACAGGUACCAGUCUGUUUGGCCAAACACAGCCUCAGCAGAACAACACACUAGGCCAAUCCACAAACCAAGUCUCAGCCGUUCAAAUCAACUACGACAGCAUCCGUCCCCGUACCCGCUUCGAUGACCUCGCUAAGCCCGUACAAGACGAAAUUGCGUUGCUGGACUUGGGUAUACAACGAGUUAUCAAGAUGCGAGACGAGAUUGGCGAGUUCAUGCCCCAACACGAGAAGGAUAUUGAGCAACUGGGCUUAGACGUAAAGUUUGUCGAGUCAAAGUUCCGAACUGUUCAAGUUGCCCUUAACAACGAUAUUCAGACCGUCAAGGCUCUCCAGGACCAGACCCGAAAGAACGCCGCUGAUGCCCGACUAUGCUUCCGAGGCGCCGAUAACCUCAAACUCCCAACACACUAUCACCAAACAGGUCUUUUCGCCAGCCAGGCUCCAGCUGCUGAUUCCGGGGGUGCAGAUGCUGCUUCGACACAUGCGGAUGCCCAAGAUCUGAUCACCUACUUCAACCGUAUUUGUGACGAUAUUGAAAAGUACAAGGCUCGUCUCGAUGAAUAUCGCGGCGAUAUUGAGCGAGAUAUGCCUGGUGUCGAGAACGGCCUUUAUGAGCAGAUCCGAGCUCUACGGGACCGUAGCGCAGGCAGCUUAGUGGUCCAGGAUCAACUGAACGAGGUUUUAUUGGCACUCAGGGAUACGGGAAGCGCGAUUGUUGCCCAGGCCGGACAGAUUGCCGACACUCGAGAACGGCUAUCGCGCCUCCAGGCUGGGAUUGUGGACAGUGGAGUGUACGCCAUGGGCAUGAAUGCGUAG
Molecule: messenger RNA, 1359 nt
Organism: Fusarium proliferatum ET1
Lineage: Eukaryota; Fungi; Ascomycota; Sordariomycetes; Hypocreales; Nectriaceae
Exons: 4
Coding region: 1-1359 (452 amino acids)
Biological process (GO): nucleocytoplasmic transport
Cellular component (GO): nuclear pore
Molecular function (GO): structural constituent of nuclear pore
Source: RefSeq, a predicted model, not a curated record